Symbiodinium sp. CCMP2592 is the source of this 1104-nucleotide messenger RNA. The record is from the annotation of a GenBank genome assembly. Lineage: Eukaryota; Dinophyceae; Suessiales; Symbiodiniaceae.
AUGUCGUUUGCGGGUGACGGACAGCUGGUGCGGGUCACCCGGACGUUUCUGGAAGUUGUUGACAUUGUUCAGGGCAGCGACAUGGGUGGUGCUGUUGCCUGCCGGAGUCGAACCAUGCCAUCGCUUCCCAGCCUGGGGCUUGACUUCGAGGCCUCGUCAACGGAGAAGGAUGAGCCCGCAGCGGGCCCCGCUCUUCUGGCACAGCCGAGCUCCGAGGAGCACCGGCCGGAUCAAGAGCAGCGGCUCACCGUGCGUGUGGUGCGAACAUUCCUGGAAUUCGUUCCUGAUGCGACCGACGACGACAAGAGAGUAAACGAACCGCUGCAGAGCGUGACCAUGCCCGUGCUUCCGUACCUCGGGUUUGACCUCGAGGGGGAGGAGGAGGCUUCGUCACGGGAGGAGGAGGACGAGCCCGCAGCGGGCCCCGCUGUUCUGGCACAGCCGAGCUCCAAACAGGCCACGUGCCACGAUGAAGAUCAUCGGCUCACCGUGCGUGUGGUGCGGACAUUCUUGGAAUUGGUUUCUGAUGUGACCGAUAAUGAUGAGAUUGCCAACGAACGGCUGAAGAGCAUGACUAUGCCCCUGCUUCCCAUCCUCAAAGAAGUCGAGGAGGAGGAGGCUUCGUCAAGCGAGAAGAAGGACGAGCCCGCAGCGGGCCCUGCUGUUCCGUCAUGGCCGAGCUCCGGGGGAGCACCAGAGCGGGAGCUGGAAAGCCGGCUGAUGAUGCCGCAUUCAUUCUGGGCAGCGCCCCUAUGUCCUGGGCCCGUCGAACCAGUGCACGAGGAUCCGGAUCAGGUCUCACUGCAACUUCAUUCUGCGGAUCUGCAGAUGCGGGAGGUCGUGCCACAACAUGCCGACAGGUAUUCGGGUCCGUUCCCAGUGCGCAUGGUUGAGCAACACAACAGCGGCCGAUGCUUCCCCUGCCUGUUCUUCACACGCAGAGGAGAUGGCUGCAGGCAGGGUGACCGUUGCACGCACUGCCACGUCUGCAGGCCAGAUGAGAUUCGCCGAAGGAGGAAUCGUAUCGCUGCGGAGGUGAAGAGAGAAAAGAAGCUCGCCAGCGCUGGCGCCAAGCAUCAGCACCGCGGCUUGGCCCUCAAAUGA